ACAAAAUUAAAUUUGGAACAGUAGAGCUCGAGAAGUAAUGGAGGAAAGCGCACAGGCAGUUACUGGAGACAGACUUGGAAAAAACAUUCCAAUGGGAGAAGAAAAUAUUCAUGAUUCCGAAUCGAAAUUCAAAAAAAUAUUUCCGAAACUGUACCUGGGUUUGAAGUGUGUAAAUUGUGGCGUGUUGGUAGUGGCGUUCACUGUUCAUCUGCAUAAUCUGUUUUCGGCUACUUGGGCCACUGACCACGGAGUGGACACUGCCACUGGACACCAAGGCCGCAUACAUCACCAACUGUUCGGGUUUACUGAGGAGGGAAAUCAGGAUGUUUACCCCCUUCACAGAGAAGGAUAUUGGCAGGAUUGGAAAAAGCCUCUGAUUAAGCUGGAAAUUAUUGCUCUGAGUCUUGGCUUCACUGCCAUAUUUGUCCACGGAAUUAUUAUAUUCCUGCACUUCUUACACCCUCGAAAGGCUGAGGCGAUGGCUCUUCUCACGUCAGUUGUACUCCUGUCAUGUGGGGGAGGCGGCCUGUUGGUGAAGACGAGUCUGGAUUACAGCAGCACCCGUCCGGUGUAUGGGUUCCGAGACACGACAGUUCCGUCUACCUUCGUUACCGACAUUACUGAGGAGACCGGCGGAAUGGAGGCGGUGAUAGCCGGAGCGAUGUACUUCAUCGCCGGCGUUAUUGACGUCAUGUUAAUAUUGAUUACCUCAUCCAAUCUUCCAAUUAACCCUGACGUCACCACACCAACAAAAACCCAUGACGUCACCACACUAACGAAAACCCCUGACGUCACCACACUAACGAAAACCCCAGACGUCACCACACCAACGAAAACUCCCGACGUCACCACAAUAACGAAAACCCCUGACGUCACCACACUAACGAAAACUCCUGUCGCCAUCAGAUCAUUGGAGAAAGAAGGGCCUUCCCUGGCCAACUAGACAGCCAGCUUAGACCGACAAGAUCUAGAUCUAGAACACAGUUUGUACAUGACAUUCUGCUGUAAAUACACAUCUGCGUCAUUUUCGUAAUUAUUGGAACAUUGAAUCUGACCAUUGUCCAUUUUAUGGCGAUAUACUAUCACUCAAAUGAAUCACAUGUUUGAUCAACGGAUUACUAUUAUGUAAAUAAAUCUACUUUAUAUUGUAACAUUCAACUCAAUGAUCGCAAUGGUAUCCUUAACAAGUUGAAAUCUUAGAUAGAUAAAAUGAUUACUUACAUCAAUCUGCUUGUAACAAUGUAGGAAUUUUACUGAAUAGAAUUGCUAUGUUGUAAUAUCAAACUCAUUAUUAAAACACAGUUACGAUAACCUC
Messenger RNA from Pecten maximus, 1315 nucleotides. RefSeq lists its product as uncharacterized. Lineage: Eukaryota; Metazoa; Mollusca; Bivalvia; Pectinida; Pectinidae. The transcript is spliced from 3 exons. The record is from RefSeq and is a predicted model, not a curated record. Bases 38 to 943 code for a protein of 301 amino acids.